This is a messenger RNA of Penicillium robsamsonii, 303 nucleotides long. RefSeq lists its product as uncharacterized. Bases 1 to 303 code for a protein of 100 amino acids. The record is from RefSeq and is a predicted model, not a curated record. NCBI's taxonomy places the organism in Eukaryota, Fungi, Ascomycota, Eurotiomycetes, Eurotiales, Aspergillaceae. Gene Ontology annotation, molecular function: ATPase inhibitor activity. Gene Ontology annotation, cellular component: mitochondrion. The transcript is spliced from 4 exons. Gene Ontology annotation, biological process: negative regulation of ATP-dependent activity.
AUGCAAGCAACUACGCGACCUAUUCUCCGUAUCACUACGAAUCCAGCUCUUCUCCGAUCCCUAUCCACUACCCCAAGAAUCAUGGGUGCAGGUGAUCUAGGUUCGACAAAGUCGGGCUUCAUGGCCGAGAAGGACGCUUUCGCCAGACGCGAGGCUGCACACGAAGCCAUGUACAUUCGGGAAAAAGAAAUGGAAAAGCUUGAGCGUCUCAAAGCAAAGGUCAGGGAGCAGCGCAAGCAUAUGAAUGAACUGGACAAACACAUUGAUGAAUACACUAAGAGUCAGGGGGGCGAACAGAACUAG